AUGAACCAUCGCCAAAGCGAAGGCGCUCGAGAUCGCACGACUCGGGCGCUCACAGUGGUUUCGGUUCUCCUAUUUACACCACUUCGCAACGAGGUGCCAGUACUUCUGUCGGCACGUCGCAAGAAGAGCGGGACCGCAGUGUGUUGCGUCUCUCUCCCGAAAAGAAGGCAUGGCUGCCUCCAGAGUCAGUCAUGGAUCGCUUGUCGGCGACGACAAGUGAUCGCCAUCGAACACGAUUUUUCGAUUCGUCAAGGAUCCAUCACCUUGACCCCAGCGCGAAAGACUAUCGCGCUGAACAUGAGUUCUUCAUCGAUGCUUUCUUUAAGCAUCGAUGGUGCAGUGGGAACCACAAACGUGAUGGUCCCUCACUGCCUCAAGCGGAACGCUUACAUCCAUAACCUCGAGGAUGUGGGUCGUGACGCUUGGAACGACAAACUUAUCAAAGCUCGUGAUAAGUUUGAAAAGCGAACCCCGACAGGUCCACGCUACAAGCUGCAUCGUCUGUCAAGGGAGAAAGGAUUACCCUGCCUCUCUUGGGGAGACUCGUGCCCAUGUUGUGUGAACAACUCUGCACGAGCACCUAAGGAGGCUUACCUCCUUACCAGCCCGUGGUGGCGCGUACGUGUCUCUACUGAGAUGUACGAAGGGAUUGACAACCUGAAAUCCCUUUACGACCGUGCCAGGAAGACUUUCUCCGACGGUCCUUCUGCGACACAGGAUGUGCCGCGUCGUACUGCUCAACCAGACCCAGUACAUCAAUCAUCAAUUGGGAGCGGGGCUCCCAAGUAUCCCAGGACGGGGGAUAGCCGCGCCAACGAAAGAGGCAACUCGUCCGACGUCCGUUCACAUCGCGGUGGUUCAACAGCUGCUCAAUCAGAUAGCGCUGGCCACCGCGAGAGUCCUCAAAGGAGGUGGAGGAGGAGGGGAGACGCUCUCCAAGCUAUCGUGGGGGAGCGUUUGUCUUAG
Peronospora matthiolae is the source of this 966-nucleotide messenger RNA. The record is from the annotation of a GenBank genome assembly. NCBI's taxonomy places the organism in Eukaryota, Oomycota, Peronosporomycetes, Peronosporales, Peronosporaceae.